GAUGCCAACCGCUUUAAAGCACAAAGAAGCGAAGAAGCCGUUGAGUUCAGUUCAGCCUAACAAAGUCCUCACACUUAGACGACCCCAGUUGUGUGCUCAAAUAAACAUUAUUAUUCCAUUUCAUUCUUUGGAAACCCACUGUCAUCUGACGUAAAAGGUCAGUUUAGACAUCGCUAUGGCGCAGGAGACCAAUCAGAGCCCAGCUCCUAUGCUCUGUGCCACAGGCUGUGGUUUCUAUGGCAACCCCAGGACUAAUGGCAUGUGCUCUGUUUGCCACAAGGAGCACCUGUCAAGACAGAACAAUGGAGGAGUCAGUUCUCUGAGUGCUAUGGGCAGCAGCAUGGUCUCCACAGAAGUUUCAGCAAUCCAGCGGUUAGAGGCCACCUUGAAUAAUGCAGCAGCAGCAGUGGUUGCAGCUGAGGCCGCAGCUUCAGCAGAGGCUGCUGCAAUCGAAACUCUCAGUAGGAUGUCAACUAUUUGUGUAACACAAAAGAUGACUGAGAUGAGUCUUUCCUCGGAGGACAAAGGAGCAUCCAUUAGCAAAGCAGACCUGACAGGGCUUGUGUCCACAGACACAGAUAUUCAUCCCUCCACUGCUGACAGUCCAGUAUUCAGUGCUCCUGAUCCCCUCAAACCCAAGAAGAACCGUUGUUUUAUGUGCCGCAAAAAGCUUGGUCUUACAGAUUUUGACUGUCGCUGUGGGAACUUGUUCUGUGGCGUUCACCGUUACUCCGACAAACACAACUGUCCAUACGAUUAUAAAGCUGAAGCCGCGGAAAAGAUUCGCAAAGAAAACCCUGUGGUUGUUGCUGACAAGAUCCAGAGAAUAUAAGACUUUAAGACAUUGGAUCUUUACUAAAUGAAUUUGUGCCCAACUUUCCCUUUGUUUUUUCACCAUUACAAAUGUUUUUUGUUUUUUUUUCAAAUAGCAUCUUUCGUUAUUCUUUGUAUGCUUUUUUUUUUUGGUCUUUCUAGAAGUGGAUGUGAACACUAUGUACAUGUGUGUAUCAGAGCAGAUGUUGGUCAGUAUUUAUCUGUAGGCUGAAGAUAAUCCAUGCAUCCACUUUGUACUCCUGUUUAAAAAAGAUUCAAAAAAGGUACAUUUAUUUGUUGAAGGUUGUGAUCUUGAGGCCUCUGUUGGCCACUGACGCCAAACUACCUGCGCUUCAAUCGACAGGCGUAUUUUUUUCUUUUCUAAAAAAACUAAGAAAAUCAAGAACUGAAAUCUUCUGACUGGUCAGAUGUUGCACCUGCCCUUAAGUCUGAGCCACUGGAUCCACCCUCCUCACACAGCCAUGUUUGCUAAGCUGACAUGUUCCAUCUGAUUGUUGCUUUGUGUCUGCUAAAUUAAUACCUAUUAUUUUUAUCUCCCUGUCACUACAAAAUAUGUUUAAUGUCAUACGACAAAUUGGCUCAUUUUACAGGGUUUGGUCCCACUAUUUUCUUCUGUCACUUCACUUGUGAAUGUUUUCUGCUGUUUAAUGUGUGUUGACAUGUUCACAAUGUUAGGAGUGUCACAUUCACAGGAUGUUUGUGGGGAAAAAUGUGUAUGCUGGAUGAUUAUAUGAGGUGAGUAUUUCCAUUUUCUUUUAUUGAUUUUAAUUAUUUCUGUGAAGGGGGGCAAUGCUUAACUGCUUAAUGUGGUUUUGUUUAUUUUUACCCUUUUAGUCAUGCAAGUUUGUACAAACAUUUUUAUUUAUAUACUACAGUGUCUGUAAUCCUCCAAUAAUACACGUGUGUCUGUGUGUUGUAAAUAAACAGUGUUCAC
Molecule: messenger RNA, 1768 nt
Organism: Nerophis lumbriciformis (worm pipefish)
Lineage: Eukaryota; Metazoa; Chordata; Actinopteri; Syngnathiformes; Syngnathidae
Product: AN1-type zinc finger protein 5-like
Molecular function (GO): zinc ion binding; DNA binding
Source: RefSeq, a predicted model, not a curated record